UUGGGUUAACAGUCGAUAUCUGGUCGUCGACGAAAGAAUUUCAAGCUGAAACUACAAAAAAUAGUGUGGGACGUGUUAUAAGGCCAACGAAUCGGAGCUUUAUCGAGAUUGGAACGAUUGGCAUGCAUGCAGUCUGUUGACUGAUGUUAAAGUAUCUUCGAGCGAUGGGAUAGCAGCUGAUGCUUCUAGAUUUUAAAAGUUGACGUGCUCAGACUGGUUAGGAUAAGAUGAUCGACCCGUCAUCAUCUGAAGAGGAUAGCGAGGAGGAACAUUUAACCCAUCAUCCGAGUGGUCAUCAUCAUGGAUCGCAUCAUCAUCACCCCGCGGAGUCUUCACCAUAUCACCAUCAUAGCCAAUCGGAAUCGGGCAGCGGAAACUUAGAAGUCCCCAAUAACCCUGCGACAUUGUCGAGAUCGCUAUCACCUUCAAGUGCUGUAUCCGUAGAAACGUUGAAUCAUAGCGUAGGUUCAUCGCGGGCGAACUCACUUCCAAGACCGACCAGUCCUUCACCAUCAGUGGCCUCAGAGAAGACGGAGGUUGACCUGCAGGAAAAGCAGGAACGCGAAGAAGAGGAAAGGAAGAGGCGCCUGCAACUUUACGUCUUCAUUUCAAGAUGCAUCGCGUACCCAUUCAAUGCGAAACAGCCGACGGACCUCACCAGGAGGCAGACGAAGAUUACCAAACACCAACUCGAAACGAUCACCGCAAGAUUUCAAAGUUUCUUGAAAGGAGAAACGCAGAUAAUGGCGGAUGAGGCCUUUCAAAAUGCCGUUCAAAGUUAUUACGACGUUUUUCUGAAGUCUGAAAGGGUAGUGAAAAUGGUGCAGUCUGGUGCCUGUUCGCAAUAUGAUUUUCGCGAAGUGUUCAGGAAUAACAUCGAAAAACGCGUCAGAUCAUUGCCAGAAAUGGAAGGUCUAAGCAAAGAAACUGUGUUCACGUCGUGGAUGGCUAAGUUUGAUUGUAUUUUGAAAGGAUUGGGAGACGAAGAUAAACGGCCAUCCAGGAACCAGCAACAAUCGUUGAACGCGGAACUGAUUUUGUCAAAAGAACAGCUCUAUGAUAUGUUCCAGCAGAUUUUGGGAGUGAAGAAAUUUGAACACCAAUUGCUAUUUAAUGCACUGAUGUUGGAUUCGGCGGAUGAACAAGCGGCAGCGAUCCGGCGCGAACUCGACGGCAGGAUGCAGAGAGUGAACGAUAUGGAGAAGAACCGACGCCUCAUGCCGCGAUUCGUCCUUAAAGAGAUGGAAUCUUUGUAUAUAGAAGAGUUAAAGUCCUCGAUAAAUCUACUUAUGGCCAAUUUAGAAGCGCUACCCGUAUCGAAAGGAUCGAUGGACUCAAAAUACAGCUUGCAAAAACUAAAGCGCUAUAACCACAGGUUGCACAACCAUAAUAAACCCUAUACUGUGAAGCACCUUUUGAUGAACUAUGUUACUUCUUUUAGAUCCCAGGGAUCUUUAGCAAAAUUAGAAGGAGAUUCCGCUGAUAGCGAUACGCAACUAACUAAACUUGACGUUGUGCUCACCUUUCAGCUCGAGGUCGUUGUAAUGGAGGUGAAAGGCUUAAAAUCUUUAGCCCCAAAUCGCAUAGUUUACUGCACCAUGGAAGUGGAAAAUGGCGAGAAGCUUCAAACCGAUCAAGCAGAAGCUUCAAAACCCAUGUGGGAUACUCAGGGCGACUUUUGCACCACGCAUCCAUUACCAUUUGUCAAAGUUAAACUUUACACCGAAAACCCCGGAAUGUUGGCUUUAGAAGAUAAGGAACUAGGAAAGGUUGUACUAAAACCAACUCCUCUAUCUUCUAAGGCACCCGAAUGGCAUAAAAUGACCGUUGCUAAAAACUUACCAGAUCAAGAUUUGAAAAUAAAAAUCGCCUGUAGAAUGGAUAAACCGUUAAACAUGAAACAUUGUGGGUACCUUUAUGCGUUGGGAAAAUCCGUUUGGAAAAAAUGGAAAAAAAGAUACUUCGUUCUCGUCCAAGUCUCACAAUACACGUUCGCUAUGUGCAGCUACAAAGAAAAGAAGUCAGAACCAUCGGAAAUGAUGCAGUUGGAUGGUUACACCGUUGAUUACAUAGAAGCAGCUAGUGCAAACUUAAUGGUCGGAAUGGGUAAGCAUUUGGAGGGUGGUCGAUUCUUUUUCAAUGCAGUUAGAGAAGGUGAUAGUGUCUUGUAUGCCAGCGACGAUGAAGGUGAAUGUCAGUUAUGGGUAACCGCGAUGUACAGGGCAACUGGUCAAUCGCAUAAACCAACACCACCCAUAACUCUUCAAGAUAAAAAUUCAACUAUAUCCAAAAUACAAGAUGCUGAUAGAGCGAGAAAACAUGGUAUGGAAGAUUUUAUAUCAGCGGAUCCUUGCACGUUUGAUCAUGCAUCUUUAUUCAAACUUUUGCAAAAUCUUACUUUGGAGUAUCGAUUAAACGAUCCUUAUUCUUCAUUGGGGUGGUUCAGUCCUGGACAAGUAUUCGUUUUAGAUGAAUAUUGUGCUAGAUACGGUGUAAGAGGAUGCUAUAGACACCUUUGUUACCUUUCGGAUUUGCUGGAUAGAGCCGAAAAAAAUGUGAUGAUAGAUCCAACAUUAAUACAUUACAGUUUUGCAUUUUGCGCGAGCCACGUUCAUGGUAACAGUAAUGACUUCAGACCAGAUGGCGUAGGAAGCGUUACUUCCGAAGAAAAGGAAAAAUUCAGGGAUAUCAAGGAACGAUUAAGAGUUCUUCUUGAACACCAAAUAACUGAUUUUAGGUAUUGUUUUCCAUUUGGUCGUCCAGAAGGUGCAUUAAAAGCAACUCUUUCUCUAUUAGAAAGAGUUCUUAUGAAAGAUAUCGUAACGCCAGUACCACCAGAAGAAGUAAGAGCAAUGAUCAAGAGGAGUUUGGAAAAAGCUGCCUUGGUGAAUUACACGAGGUUAUCGGCGGAAGCAAAAAUUGAAGAAGAUUUGAGAAGUGAAACGAUAGUUGCGCCUAAUAAAAAAUUGGAUAAUCUCAUCCAUCUUGCAGAGUUGUGCGUUGAUUUGCUUCAACAAAACGAAGAACAUUACGCGGAGCAGCUGCGAAAGGCUGAUCGGCCACUGGCUAUACAACAGUCAAGUUCGAACACGGGCACUCCAGUCCGAGAGGCCAAGCAGCAAAGUUCUGUGUAUCGCUAUUGCAUGCCACAGCAUGCCACUUACACUCCACCAGACCUGACGGCCUUCGCCUGGUUCAGCGAUUUAUUAGUAGAACACGCUGAAAUAUUUUGGUCGUUAUUCGCUGAAGAUAUGGAUAGAAUUUUAGCGGAGCAAUCGCCGGAUACCUGGGAUUCGUUUCCGUUAUUCCAAAUCUUGAACGAUUAUUUAAGAGCUGAUGACAACUUGAAAAAUGGCCGAUUCCAUCAACACCUGAGAGAUACCUUCGCACCUCUAGUAGUGAGAUACGUCGACUUGAUGGAGUCAUCGAUCGCGCAGAGUAUCCACAAAGGAUUCGAAAAGGAAAGGUGGGAAGUGAAAGGCAAUGGAUGUGCGACUUCGGAGGAUCUUUUCUGGAAAUUGGACGCUUUGCAGUCUUUUAUAAGAGAUCUUCAUUGGCCAGAUGCUGAGUUCCGUCAACAUCUCGAACAAAGAUUGAAGUUAAUGGCUUGCGAUAUGAUUGAGUCUUGCAUUCAAAGAACUGAGAGUGCUUUCCAACAAUGGCUAAAGAAAACCGUCACCUUCAUAUCAACGGAUUAUGUUAUUCCAUCGGAAAUGUGCGCAAUGGUUAAUGUUAUCUUAGAUGCUAAAAAUCAAUCUUUCAAGCUUUGCGCAGUUGAUGGUAUUGAUGUCCAUCAAUACCACACAAAAAUCGAUGACCAAAUCGAUAAAACUUUAGCGAGCAUGAACCAGGGAAUGAUAAGCAAAUUAAUGUCCGUCUUAGAGGCCUCUCUUUCAAAACUAUCCAGAUACGACGAAGGAAGCUUAAUCGGUUCUAUUUUGAGUUUCACAAACGUUUCCGGUUCGGGUAAAGACAUGGGUCAAGGUUACGUCAACUUUACCAGGAACUGCAUGGACCAAAUCCGCGGAAAGGUCACCGACGAACUUUGGAUACUCAACUUCUUCGAGCAGUGGUACACUGCUCAAAUCAAUAUGCUGUGCAACUGGCUCUCAGAGCGACUCGAUCACACCUUACAUCCUUACCAAUGCACGUGCCUUGCCCAUAUAGUCAAAAAGGUCUACUCGGACUUCGAACUGCAGGGCGUCAUGGAAGAUAAAUUAAAUUCAAAAGCUUAUCAAACAAUCGCCCAAAGAAUGCAAACUGAAGAAGCCACCUGUGCUCUUACAAUGGGUCAAGCUGAAGGAGAUGCUUUGGAUGAUGAUGGUGAUGCAAGGAGUAGAUCAAAAGGAAAUAUUAUGGAAAGUUUAAGUGAAGAUGGUAAUUACGUAGCAAAUAUUGGUACGAUGGUGGCUGGGAAAGUUGGUAAUAUCUUCGGAAAAGGAAUCGGAGGAUUAACGACGAAAUUUGGGAGCGGCCCAAGCUGGUUCUAAACUCUUGCGAUAGGAGAAGCUUUAUAUUUUCUAAUAUACACGUAACAAAAAAAAACAUCGCUAAGUUGCCGGAUAGUUGCAGAUACUUCUUCGGGGGCGUAACUAAAUAAAAAAUGAAAUGCUUAUAUUUUCUGACAUACAAACGGAUACCGAAAGAUAAGAUAUAACUAUAAGACAUUAUUUAUGAAAUGAAAUAAGUUCGAAGCAAUUUUUUUUCGUGAUGGAAUUUUAUGCGUAUGUGUGUCUUUAGAAUCCGUUCUAUUUAUAUUUCAUUAAAAUCACCAGAUUCUUUUAAUUAAAAAAAUACAUUUAUGCCUAUACGAUUAUUGUAGUAAAUACAUCGGAAUUGAACGAUAAAAAGUCGGAGCGUGAAUACGGUUCCUAUUUAUAAAAACAAACCGAAAUAAUUGAAAAUAAUAAAUAAAAAGCAUAUCAGGUGAUUCGCGUUUAAAUCGUUACCAUAGCACAUAGCAAUAAUAUGUCAUAUACAAAUAAGCUCCAAUGAAAAAGAAAUAAAUAACUAAAAUAAAGCUACCAAGGAGUAUUCACAAGAAAUAAAUAAACGUCUAGACUAGGUGUGAUAACCAAUGGCCUUCAUCGGUAACUACACAUUUAUCUAAUUAUCUAAUAAAUAAUUUAUUUUAUCAAAUCGUCGUCCGAUGUACUUACUAUUCUAACACAAUACGAACAAUAAAAGAUUUUUGUUUAUGGUAGAGACGUUUGCUUUAUUACCAAAUAUAUAUUAUAUUUAUUUAAUUAAAAAAAUAUUAUUUAAAUUUAGCAAACUCUCUACUGUAAAUUAAAUCUACAUCAUCGAGGAUUUAUAUUAUCUCUGAGUUUUUCGGAUAAUCUUAAUUUAAAAUUAAAAAAAAAUCAUAAAACCUCGAUGAUCUAUAUAUAUAAAAAUCGAUUGAGUCCUCCUUUUCAGAAAUCGCAAAAUAAAUUAGAAAAAGAAUGCAUGUAUGUUACAUAUUGAUGUAUUUAUUAUCAAAAAUAAAAUAGUAAUCACCAUAUCAUAACGGAGCCUAUGUUAAUACGAAUGUUAUAUUUAUAGUGCUAUAAAUUAUCUAAAAAAAAUGAACAGAAUUGUAUAGGAUGCUAUGUUGAUUUCUGAAAACGGAGAAAAGGAUAUAUAUGUAUAUGUGUUCUCAAAAUAAAGCUAAUAAAAUACAAAACACCGCAAAAGGAAACAAUAACAAAUUAUGAUGAAACUUAAAAAAACAAAACAAGAAGUAAAACAUAACGUAAAAAUGUUCCGUUAUAAGUUGAGUAUGAAUUACUUGAAUCACAAGCGAUUAUUGUAUGAGAUUCCUGGAUAUUGUUUAUCUCGGCUAUUGUAGUAUUGUAUGAUAUAAAAAAAUGGCAAACAACGAUAACUUGAUAUUGAUAAUAAUAGUUAAUGUAUUUGCUGCAUGCUCUAACGAAAAAUCUUCUUAAAUGCGUUAAAAAAAUCCUUAAACAAUAAAAAAUUAGAAAUCAGCGAAGUUACAUUUCUGAUAUAAGUACAAAUUACGAUGACGUUCAUUAUGUGCUAGCAUAGAUUAAAAAAUCGGUAAUGAAAAAAAAAUUGAAAUUGAAAAAGUAUUGGUCGAAUCGAAUUUUUGAUCCUAAUCAAUUGAUUUGUUAAAUGUGUAAAUAUAGUUUUCGAUAAACUAGCAACUAGAAAGGAGAUGAAAUAAAAAAAAUAAGAUAAAAUUCAACAAGGUUCUACCUAUUUAGCCUAUUUAUAUAAAAAUGUUAAAAAAAUUUGAAAGUUUAAAAACAGAAAAUAUUUCUAAUAAUACAAUUGCAAAUAAGUCCUAAUAACUAAGUUGUCACUUUCAGACCUUAUUGACUUGUUCGCUAAAUAUACCAAAUAAAUAUUUUAGAUAACUUUUUAAUAUAGCAGAGAUUAAUCAAUAUCUAGUCAACUCAAACGUUUAAUACAUCUAACUUUAAAUAAUUCAUUCAGUUCUUUUACGCCGAAUUUAACAUUAAAAGGAAAUAAAACACUUACAAUUAAAUAAAAAUAAUUAAAUUAAAGAAACGGUUUAUAUAUGGCAGAACUUACCGUUUAUAGCGAAGAGGCCUGUGAUUAUUCAAGCAAAUUCUAUAUACUAUUUAGCCUCUAAAAACACCUAACAGAGGUCGGAUAAUAUUGUUAUGUUGAACUCUUAACUUAUACUUAUCGAAAAAUAAAUUGUUUUAAAAUGUA
Molecule: messenger RNA, 6684 nt
Organism: Onthophagus taurus
Lineage: Eukaryota; Metazoa; Arthropoda; Insecta; Coleoptera; Scarabaeidae
Gene: Cadps
Product: calcium-dependent secretion activator 1
Biological process (GO): dense core granule exocytosis; synaptic vesicle exocytosis
Source: RefSeq, a predicted model, not a curated record